CAAGUACUCAAACGGAGCAAGUAUGGGCACUGGUGAGGUGUCCUUGAGCAAGGCACUGGACCCCCACACUGCUCCCCGGGCGCUGAAAAUAUAAUAGCCGCCCACUGCUCCUAAUACUAGGAUGGGUUAAAUGCAGAGUCUAAACUUCACUGUGCUGUGUACAUGUGUGUGACCCUUAAAAGAGGAUUACAUUGCCAUUUCCAUUAAUGGCAGUUUUUUUAAAUGAACAUUUCAGUCAUCCGAGCACACCAGACAACUUUUCACAAUCUCUGCUUUGUUGCUUACUAUACCAAGUCUCACAAUAAACAGCUUGUGCAGCUGCACUUCCACACAAAGAAUCUGACUGGUGUUGAAUUGAGUUGUGCUGAAUAUGUGUGCAACUCUUUCUACAGGAGACAUUAGAAAAGCACCAAGAGUGUCUGAAGAGGCAAAGGGAAGCAGUGAAAUACAGACUGAAAAAACUGGCAGCACGGCAAUCAGAAAUCUCAAAAAAGUCUUCAAUGAUAAGGGGGAAAAUCAUACGGAAAUAUCAAGAGAUCCAGGCGGCCUUGGACGAGGACCUGAGGAUCACCCUGUCUCACCUGGAGAUGGAGGAGCGGGCUGCUGUCUCUGCCCUGGAUGGGCUGAUGGAAAGGAACUGUUCUCUAAUCCAGGAGAUAGAGCAGGACCUGGACAGGCUCACUGUGGCAAUUAUGGCCCAGACCGACACAGAGCCCGAUACAAUGUCUCUCUUGUCAUACCCUAAGCAGCAAGACAUGGAGACAUUGGACAGAGUGAUGGAUCUGCUUAACAGGACAGACCCGAGCAGUGUGAGCCUGGACGAAGUUAAAGCUGACCAGAUCCUCAGCCUCACCAACAACAUGCUUCUGCUCAUCAGCUCACAGACUCCUAUAAUCAGGAAACUCACCAAGAGUUAUUCCAGCGAGGUGUAUCUGGAUCCAGAGACGGCCCAUCCAAAGCUGAUCAUCUCGCCCAAGGGUGACAGUGCCACCUUCACAGACACCUGGCAGCAACUUCCGGACCUCCCCGGACGCUUUGACACCACCUUAAAUGUCAUCAGCGUGCAAGGAUUCAACUUUGGUCGCCAUUACUGGGAGAUUGAUGUGACUGGGAAGACAUACUGGGAGCUGGGCGUCACAUAUCCAAACAUUCCCCGCAAGGGCACCACUGAGCACUGCUGGCUGGGCCGGGGGGCCGAGUCCUGGUGUGUGGAGUUCUUUGAUGGGGAGUAUACGGCCUGGCACGGAGGGGUGCCUCAUCAGCUGCCUUUCACAAAACGCUUCUGUCGGAUUGGAGUUUUGUGUAGUUUCCCUGCGGGAUUGGUGACAUUUGUUGAGGCAGAGAACAUGACGCCGCUGUUCUCCUUCUGUGCAGGAACCUUCUCGGACGGCCUCCACCUCGCCCUGUGUCCUGGUCAUGACCACAAUGGCAUCAAUACUAAUCCCAUUGUGAUCUGUAAUGCUCCAUCUCCUACCGAUGACCUCUGAUUCGUAGCUCCACUUAAAAGCUUUUAGUAAAACCUUUCUAAUAAUUCACCCAUCAUAAAGGUUCAUGAGUUGAAAGUAAUGGCAGUAAUAAAGUUUAUUCAUAAAUAAACAAGACCUUUUCCCACUAAGGUAAAUGGUCUAACGGUCCAGUAGUGUCUUCCUAAUGAAUUUGUUGUCUUCAGUUUACUAUAAGGACAAAGCAAAUGUCAUGUUGCAGGAGGAUGAAUAUAAUCUAUAACACAUUAUCAAAUUCUUUAUUCACCUUUCAUAAAGCCAUUACUUUUAAUAAACCAUUUAUAAAGGGUGCCUUAUUAGAAAAGUGGUACCCUGACUAAUACUGUCCUCUUAAUAAUGGAAUGUACAAAGAGGCACAAUGUGGUAACAACGUUUAGAAGGAAGAUAGUUCCUUACAAGGAAUCAUGUUAAAGGGGAACAUUUCUUUCAGUGCCUGUAUAUAUGUAUUCAGAUGAAUGUCCAGAAAUAUAACAAGCAGUGUGGCCCAUCUCUAAGUUCAUUCAACUAAGAAAAAGGAUCAUGAAAACAUUCUUUCUUUAUGACAAAAUCUUGUUUAAGCAAAAUUAGUCAUAAACUGUGAUACAAGGGAUGUUCUUUGAUUGAGCAUACAAUCAUGCUGUAAGUAUUUAACUUUACUCAUUUUGUAUUUGUAUAAAGAUCCAAAGUCUAUAUUCAAACAAACAAUUAGCUUUGCAAAUAUGCUCUCUGAGCCUUUGUGUUGCAUCUGAGUACACGCUAAUCCUAUUCACAUUAAAAUGCUUUCGUAUGAAUUUCAAUACGACAAAAUGUUUCAAGGGUGUCGACAGUGAUCUUGAUUUAAAUGUCUAUUUUUGCACCAUUUAUUUAUCCAUUUUAAGCACUCACUAACAUGUUCUGCCUUUUAUACAGAAAAGAACAAGUAUCCAUUGGCACAGUUAAUCAGUUACUCAGUCACAGGGGGGUUAGUGAACUUACACAAAUAUUUAGAAAAGUGUGAGUAAUCUGCCAGACAGUGCAGUCUCAUUUCACUGUCCUGGAUGUCUUCUGAUCCACUGCCAUCAUGAACCCAAAGUUCCUCUUCUUUUGCCUCUUCUUGGCGGUGCUCCUCAUUCCUGCUGAAGUAUGUAUUCACUGUAUAUAUUAUACAGCAAUUGUGUAGCAAUGAGCAAAUGUAAUGAUUGUUAUUUACAAUGUUUGAUAAGGCAUUUUGCUCUGAUUAAAAUGCAGUAGAGCUUG
Messenger RNA from Cottoperca gobio, 2717 nucleotides. Its product is annotated as probable E3 ubiquitin-protein ligase TRIML1. Lineage: Eukaryota; Metazoa; Chordata; Actinopteri; Perciformes; Bovichtidae. The transcript has 5 exons. Bases 501 to 1487 code for a protein of 328 amino acids. Gene Ontology annotation, molecular function: protein binding. The record is from RefSeq and is a predicted model, not a curated record.